Messenger RNA from Bombina bombina (fire-bellied toad), 6189 nucleotides. RefSeq names its product laminin subunit alpha 4 (gene LAMA4). Gene Ontology annotation, molecular function: signaling receptor binding. Lineage: Eukaryota; Metazoa; Chordata; Amphibia; Anura; Bombinatoridae. Gene Ontology annotation, biological process: regulation of embryonic development; cell adhesion; regulation of cell migration. The transcript has 40 exons. The record is from RefSeq and is a predicted model, not a curated record. Bases 380 to 6130 code for a protein of 1916 amino acids.
AGCCAGAUUAUAGAGCACAACUGUACAGUCUGUAUCCUGUAUCCUGACACACACACACACACAGAUAAGGUGGCUCGGGAGCUAGUGGAGCUUUCCAGUCUGCUUUAUGAAAAUACCACUCAAGCUCUGCCCUUAUUUAGAUUAUUCUACUGUAGCCUCCAGGGAAAAUUACAUCAACUGGCACCAGCAGACAGAGAAUGCUUUUUGUGUGAGGCUGAAAACAUAACUAUUCAAUCUCAUCUGCUGGAACAUCUGGAAACUAAAGUAACAGGACAAAAUUAAGAGGCACAGUUUCACUGGGUGUGUGUCUAGCUGAGAGAGGAGAACUGGAUGACUAUUUGGUAACUUAAAAAGAAUACUACUGGAUGCAAAAAGAAAAAUGGCUUAUGUUUUUCCAUGGCACUGUGCAUAUCUGUUCAUAUCCUUGUGUGGAUAUCUCUCCCCUUGCAGUGCAUCACCCGAAGGCAGUGCUUUUUUUUUAGAAACUGAAGGGAGCUCCUCAGCACCCAGCAAAGUUGGCUCUACCGUUGUAGAUUUGCAGCAUGCAUACAUUCCUGCCAAGCUCGUGCCCUUGUCACAGAGAUGUCAGUCAGGAUUCUACUACUCAGUUUCUGGAGAAUGCUUGCAAUGUAACUGCAAUGGAAACUCAAACAAAUGUUUGGAUGGUUCUGGAGCCUGUGUGGAUUGCCAAAGGAAUACAACUGGAAAACACUGUGAUGUGUGUCCGACAGGUUAUCGGGGUGACACUACUGGGGGAGUGCUAAGAUCCUGUCUCCCAUGCCCUUGCCCACUGCCAUUCAGCUCCAACAACUUUGCCAUUACUUGUGGGAUUAGGCAUGGUUCUGUACGAUGCAUUUGCAAGGAAAACUACGCUGGACCUAAGUGUGAAAGGUGUGCCCCAGGUUAUUAUGGAAACCCUCUACUGAAAGGAAGCAUCUGUAAAAAGUGUGACUGCAGUGGGAACUCUGAUCCCAACCUUAUAUUUGAAGACUGCAAUGAAGUAACAGGACAGUGUAACAACUGCCUUCGCAAAACAUCUGGAUUUCAUUGUGAAAAAUGUGCACCAGGAUAUUAUGGAGAUGCCAGAGUAGCUAAAAACUGCACAGAAUGUCUUUGUAAUAAGUGUGGAACUGAAUUCUGCAAUGAUGUAACUGGGCGUUGUCACUGCAAGCCGGGAGUAACAGGAGUCAGAUGCGAUCAUUGUGUUGCUGGAUACUACGGAUAUGACAGUUGUCUGGGCUGUCAGAAGUGUGAAUGUGGUUUGGCUUCUGUGGAUAGAAACUGUGACCUUAUAACUCAGCAAUGUACAUGCAAUCCUGGAGCAGGGGGUCUGAAAUGUGAGCGAUGCAAGUCUGGAUACUGGAAUUAUGGACCAUCUGGCUGUCAGAAAUGUAACUGCGGAGGAGGACCCUGUAAUAACAGAACUGGGGAAUGUAUGUUAGAAGACCCUGAUGCACCGACAGGCUCAGACUGCUCCACCUAUAAUUGCGACAAAUGUAUCUGGGACCUGAUUGAUGAUGUCAGACUAUCUGCCUUGUUGGUUAAUGAAACUAAAACGACAAUACUCAGCAUAUCAACUGGAGUUGCUAUUCAGAGACACCUUAAUGAAAUCAACUCCACUGUCUUUCUCCUCACGGGAGAGCUUGAAGAGAAAAACAAUCAUUCAGUAUUUACAAAUAUCCAGAUCGAUAAUACUGAAACUGAAGUGGAUAUUCUCCAGGCAGAAGUUAAUGAAAUUGCUGAUUUGGGAAAUCUAGCAGAGAUGAAAGGCUUUCGGGUGCACAAGGAAACCAUGGAAACCAUGAACCGUGCUAAGCUCAUCGCAGAACAAGUUAGAGAUUUGGAGGAUGGCAUCCAAGAAACACUUGAGAAGCUGGAAUACUUUGAAUCUCUACAAGCAGAGGUUACUUCUUUUGAUCGUGUUCGAAACCUGUUUACAGCAGAGCAAAUUCUUGAUGAAAUUGCACAGCUUAACUUCAGCUCGGCUAGGAAAUUGGUAAACGUGGAGCUUGAGGAUAUGAAAGAACUUUUAGAUGAAAUCGUAGAAGACUGGGAGACGAAGCACAACAAUACUCUAUCUCUGUUUCCCGAUGUACUGGAGGCUUUAGCAGAGCAUAAUGACAAGGUGACCGAACUUCAAGAAGCACUGGAAGAAGCUCGGGUAGACAUCAGAAAAACAACAGAUAAAAACAUUGAAAACGCCAUCAGAGCCCAAAUGAACAAUAAUCAACUACACAAUGUGUUGAAAGUAGCAGACUCCACCAAUGAGACUUUGACAGUUUCCAGGAUAAUUUUAAAUGAUACACACACAGCUAUCACAGAUAUAGGUGGUAUCAUCAAGAAUAUGUCUAGACAAGAUGCUGCAAUAGAUGGUGCUAAUAGAGAACUGCAAGAGAAAAUUUCAAAUCUGUCUCGAGAUGUCGAAGACAUUGUCAAUCAAGCCGUGGAUCAUUCUGCUGUUCUUCAGAGGCAGGCUGAAGGGCUAACAAGUGACUUAAAGGAUGUUGAUACAAAUGGAUUGGUUCAAAAAGCUAUCGAGGCCUCCAAUGUCUAUGAGAAAAUUGUAAAUGUAAUUGAUGAAGCUAAUGAGACAGCUGCAGUGGCCCUGAAUAUUGCUGAACGUGUCAAUGAUGCUGUAGAUGGGAUGGAUGAUCAGAUAAAUUAUCACAAAAAUAAAAGUAUGAACCUGUUUACCCAAGCUAAGGAACUGUCUGCAGAUAUGAGUAAUGACUUGGGCUUAGUAGACACCAAGCAACGCGUUGAUGCUGCUAUUUUUAGAAAAAAAGCUCUAAAGGAAAAAUUGGCAGAUGCCGUUAAUCAACUUGAAAUUUCUGAAGAUGAACAUACAAGAAAGCGAAUAGAAAAUUCCAAACUUAUUGCAGAAGAAGCUCUAAACAUCACUGCCAUGCUAAACAAAGUGACAGAGCCAAUGUCAAAGAAUGCAAAUCUUUGGACAAUGAACCUAAAUAAUAACGAGUAUGACGCUUCUGCUUACAAUAACGUUGUCAACUCUGCUGGUGAAGCAGUGAAAAAUCUGACUGAAGUUGUACCUUUGCUUCUGAGUAAAUUACACGCAGUGGAUCACAAAUGGCCUUCAAAUAAUAUUUCAUCAAGUAUUCAGCGUAUCCGUGAGCUUAUUGCUCAAACAAGGAGUGUGGCCAGCAAGGUACAAGUGUCAAUGAAGUUUGGAGGUGACUCAUCCGUGAAUGUAAACCUAAAAACAAAUGUAGCUGAUCUGAAGGCUUAUUCCUCCAUGAGUUUGUACAUAAACCCAACUGAAUAUCUGAAGAAGCCAGGAGAUAGAUUUAUCAUGUAUCUUGGAAAUAAAAAUGCUAAAUCAGACUACAUGGGACUUGCAAUUAAAAACAACAAUCUAGUCUAUGUAUAUAAUCUGGGAAGUGGAGAUGUCGAGAUUCCCUUGCACACCAAGUCCGUCAACACCUGGCCAGCAUAUUUUAGUCUCGUCAAAAUUGAAAGGCUUGGACGACACGGUAAAGUGCUUCUAACAAUCCCUAGUCAAGGCACCACAGAUGAGGCACUGUUCAUCAACAAGGGUGAAGCACCUGGGAAUGAUGCUCUGCUGGACAUGGACCCAGACAAUACUGUUUUGUACGUUGGUGGUGUGCCUGCAGGAUUUAAGCUCCCUACCAGUUUAACUCUUCCAGGAUUUGUUGGCUGUCUGGAGCUUUCUACUCUGAAUAAUGAUGUGAUCAGUUUGUAUAAUUUCUGGCAUAUUUACAACAUCAACACUGCCACAGCACCACCUUGUGUCAGAAAUAAACUGGCUUUCACUCAGAGUCGUGCAGCCAGCUACUUCUUUGAUGGCUCUGGCUACGCUGUUGUGCGUAACAUCGAAAGGAGAGGUCGGUUUACCCAAGUCACUCGUUUUGAUAUUGAAGUACGAACACCAGUGGAUAAUGCCCUUGUAUUCCUAAUGGUUAAUGGAACAAAGUUCUUUAGUUUGGAAAUUCAAGAUGGCUACAUAAGAGUGCUCUAUGACUUUGGCUUCAGUAAAGGCCCUGUGCUCCUUGAUGACACUCAAAAGAAAUUCAAGAUAAAUGAUGCAAAAUACCAUGAGAUUUCGGUGAUUUAUCACAAUUUCAAGAAGAUGAUUUUAGUAAUUGACAGAAGACAUGUGAAGAGUGUAGACAAUGAAAGAUUAUCAAUUCCUUUCACAGACAUAUACAUCGGAGGAGCACCUUCUAGUAUUUUACAGAGUGUGAAGAGUCACUUGGCUAUAGACAUUCCAUAUAAAGGCUGCAUGAAGGGAUUCCAGUUCCAGAAAAAAGACUUUAAUUUGUUAGAGGAGCCCGAAACACUCGGUAUCAGCAAUGGUUGUCCUGAAGAAUCACUUAUGUCCAGAAGUGCAUAUUUUAAUGGACAGAGCUUUAUUGCUUCCAGUCAGAAGCUUGCACCUUUUGAUGCCUUUGAGGGAGGAUUUAGUUUCAAAACUUUACAACCCAGCGGAUUGCUGCUCUCUCAUUCUGAUGGGGCUGACAAAUUCUCAAUUUCUAUGGAAAAAGGUGCAGUUGUCUUACGUGUAAGGGAUGUCCAAGUUCAGUCUACAAAUGCACAGUAUAAUGAUGGGCUGAACCACUUUCUUGUUGCUUCUGUCUCCUCAACAAGGUAUCAUCUUCUUGUGGAUGAAACAGACACAAGUUUCCAAGACAGACAGCAAACAACUCCGAACCCACCUGUGGAUAAAAAGUUUUAUUUUGGUGGAUCACCUGUUUCAUUUUCCCAAGCUAAUUUUACUGGCUGCAUCAGCAAUGCGUAUUUUACCAGAGUUGGAAGAGAUGUUGAAGUUGAAGAUUUUCAGAAGUACACAGAGAAAAUUAGCACUUCUCUUUAUGGAUGUCCAGUUGAGUCACCUCCUAUUGCCCUGCUUUAUAAACGUGGUAAAAAUACUUCUAGAGAAAAAGGAAAACAGAAAAAAAGAGUUGGGAAAGAAAAAAGUGAUAUACCUGAAGCAGUGAUGGUAUCUAAGGUUGAACAAACUGAAGGUGACUCUGGAGAAGUUUCCCAAUGCUUCUUAUCGCAUAAGCCUAAAGCAGUCAAGUCUGCGUAUCUUUUUGGUGGGACGGCAAACAGUCGUCAAGAAUUUAAAAACAUUCCUUAUGAAUUCAAACAAAAGUCUGAAUUGUCCAUCCGUUUCAAAACUCAUUAUUCCAAUGGAAUGAUUUUCUAUAUCUCCGACAAAGAGGAAAAUAACUUUUUGACUCUGUUUAUUGCCCAUGGCCGGCUCACUUUUAUGUUUAAUGUUGGGCAACACAAGCUAAGAAUCAGAAGCCAAGAAAAAUACAAUGAUGGUCUGUGGCAUGAUGUAAAAUGUAUCCGUGAUAAGAACAAAGGCAGAUUAAUUAUUAAUGGUCUAAGAGUAAUAGAAGACAGUCUUCCUGCCACUGAUGAAAUGUGGGAUGUAGAAGAACCAAUCUAUUUAGGAGGCGUAUCUCCAGGAAAAGCUGUAAAGAAUGUUCAGAUCAACUCAGUGUAUAGUUUCAAUGGCUGCCUCAGCAACUUCCGCAUGAAUGGCUUCUCUAUAACCUCUCCUUCUCAAACGUUCAGUGUGACGCCUUGUUUUGAAGGCCCAGUUGAAACAGGAACCUACAUUUCAUCAGAAGGGGGAUACGUGAUUCUUGAUGACUCCUAUAACAUGGGGAUGAAGUUUGAGCUAGUAUUUGAAGUGCGUCCUAGAAGUAUGUCUGGAAUUUUGGUACACAUCCAAAAUGUGAAUGGGGAAUACCUUAAUCUGCACAUGAAGAAUGGACAGGUUGCUGUCCAAGUGAAAUAUGCAAAUAAAGAAUUCUCAACUACUGUUGAACCAAAACAAAAUCUUUGUGAUGGCCAGUGGCACAGAAUUGCAGUUAUAAGGGAUGGUAAUGUCAUACAAUUGGAUGUGGAUUCUGAGAUAAACCAUGUAGUAGGACCUCUCAACACAAAGGCACUGCACCUUAAGGAGCCUGUCUUCAGUGGAGGUGUACCAGAAUCUCUAUUGGCUUCAAGUUUGACAACGCGCAAUUCUUUUACUGGCUGCCUCCGUAACUUUGUAAUAGAUGAAAGGCCAGUGAGUUUUAGCAAAGCCUCACUCGUCAGUGGAGCAGUGAGCAUCAGCGUCUGCCCUUCAACUUAACACUUGUGUUACUUUUAAUGCCUAAUUAUGAAAAUAAAUAUGCAAACUAAUACACCUAA